Molecule: messenger RNA, 1806 nt
Organism: Lachancea nothofagi CBS 11611
Lineage: Eukaryota; Fungi; Ascomycota; Saccharomycetes; Saccharomycetales; Saccharomycetaceae
Source: the annotation of a GenBank genome assembly
AUGCAUUCGAAAACAACGGAAGAUGCUAGUGUGAGUAGCGAACCGUUAAGUUCCAGUGUAAGUUUUACAAGCACUUCCGAUUUCGACUUUGAAGAUGAUGGUGAAACGCCUUCAGCGGGCAUAGGAUCAUCGGUGGAUUAUGAAUAUGCCUGCCCAAAUGUGUACAGUGGUAAAGUUAUCACCGAUUAUGACGGAAAAGAAGACCGAAAUGAUGCCAAUGGAGACAAUGGUUCGAAUAACAAGCCUCCGCCAGAAGACAUGGACGGAUCGAACGUAGAUAAGCACAACAACUCAAUCUUCACGUUUAAUCUGCCUUUUGGUGGCAAGUCUCUUAUCCCGGCUUCCCCGCUAAGUAGCCUACGGAGAACUUUCUUGCCCGGUUUCACCGACGAUAAGGCUCGAACCAAGACCAGACGCAAGAUCAAACUCAAGCUGCAAAGACAGGAAACGAUAUCUUCGAUCGAGGAGCGGGAGCUUUUCCAGAAUCAAAAAGGCAUCGAUAAUGUUAGAGCGCGUGCCGUGAAACGAGCGCUAAAACCUGGAUCGCUCUUUCAAACUAUCAGAUCUUUUUCCACAGACCCGCAAACUACAACUCUCGAUGGAUAUUCGAUCGACCGUUUGGAGUCUAUCUGGAACGAACUUGAAGGCGAUAUGGUCAUCUUGGGUGGUUACAGAGGAAGUAUUUUACGCGAUUGUGAAACUAAGCGUAGAGUUUGGUUGCCCAUUCGCGCAGGGUUCAACAUUCGUAAAGUCAAUUUGCUUAUUGGUCCUGAGCCGGAUUCGGAGGCCGAAGCGCAGAGAAAGAUUUAUUCGGACAGCAUGCUGACGCAUUUCGGACCUGUUGAUGUUUGUAAGAAACUUAUCAAAAAAUUGGACAGUAAUUCCAAUGUCAAUAUCGAUGACUUUGGUUAUGACUGGAGACUUUCAUUGCAAAUUCCAGCAGAUCAGUUGGCCUCCAAACUGCAACGAAUAUAUGAUAAACAGAAAACGAAAAAGGGAACAUACCUUAUAGCACACUCUAUGGGUGGCUUAGUAGCACAUAAAGUUCUUCAAGAUCAUACACACUUGGUACGCGGAAUUAUAUAUGUGGGAUCACCUAGCCAAUGUCCCAACAUUCUUGGACCACUUCGGCUAGGCGACGAAGUGAUUCUCAACAAAUCUAUCUUGAGUGCCGAGACAACUUUCUUCAUGAGAAGUAGCUUCUACUUUCUACCCUUCGAUGGAAGAUGUUUUGCAAACAAAGACACAUUAGAACGUUACGACCUAGACUUCUUUGACCCCGACGUGUGGGGCGAAUACAACCUGUCACCUUUGGUUGAUAAAGAGCGUCUAAACGAUGAGGACGUUGUGAAAGUCGCAUCUCCAGAUAGAGAGAAAUUUAGUUUGAUUCCGCAUGUGGAUAUGAUGAGAUCUUUGAGCAGCAACAAUGAGCCGAUCACUUUUACUACACCCUACAAUAAGUGCCGAGAGUAUCUCAAAAGAACUUUAAAAGAGACCCGUAAAUUCUUAGAAGAUCUGGAGUAUGCGCCCAAUAAGCAAUAUCCGCCUUUGGCCAUUGUCUACGGAAAUCGAAUUCCGACGGUUCGCGGUGCCAAAGUCGCCAAUAGAGAACAAAUCAAGAUUGGUGCAUAUGACGAAUUCUACUAUGGCCCUGGUGACGGUGUGGUUCACCACAAGUGGCUUUUGCCCGAGACGCGUGGCUUCCCGGUUGUAGCCAAAAUCGCGUCUGAGUGUGCACACGUAAGUUUGAUGACCGACUUCGAGGCUAUGGCCAAAGCUUUCAUCUCCCUUGUAGAUAGCGAGUAA